AUGCGUCGCUCUGCGCGUCGGUUGCAAGCGGGGGCUCUAGCAAUGCUGAUGGACACUGUCAGCACGCAGCGUGUAGAACUGGGGCCGGAGGAUAUUUACAGAAUUUGUGCCCUCUUAAAGGCGAAGGAAGACACACUGAUGCUGCAGACCAAUCAGGCUUUCCUCCACGGUAUCCGGGCACAGUAUCAAAAAAUGGACGUAGAUGCUGUGACACCUUUCCAGCGGACGUUUAUCGACGGGGCGUUUGCCGGCCUCUCUAUUGGCGUGCUUGGUUCUCACUCAGAGACUGGGAAGGGGGAGAAUGAGAUGAAGAGUGGCACUCCUGCCGGAGUCAGUGAGCAGCGGAAAGCCAGCAGAAGUGUUGCCGAUACCCUUGCGGUUGGCGCCGCUCGCACUGUGGCGACUGCCAAAGUGACCACAGCCGAUGUGUCACUUGUGGAGCCGGCUGUCGAGGAACGUAUCUCGGCUAUCUGGGAGUCAGUGCAGGAGUGUCAAAGCAACAAAUUUGUGAGCUCUGAUGGGAUGCGGCGUAUCAAAAGCCACUGCAAGGCACUUGAGCGGCAGCUUCGACAAAUGAAGCCGUUUGAAGUCGUAUCCCUUGUGAAGGCGCUAGCCACAAUUCAUUACCAAGACUACACAUUUACGAAUCUUCUCACCCGACGCAGCUGCGAAGUUGCCUCAAAGUUCUCGUCCUCGGAGCUGUGCAGAACAUACUUCAACUUGAGCAAGCUGCAGAGCCAUGACUCCAUGGUGGCCUUUGUGAACCAAAUUGAGGCACAGAUGGAGAAAUUGCAUCAGGAGCAGGUGCAAUUUGUUGCGAUGGCGCUUGAACGGCAACCACAAAUAGCUUCAGCUCCGGCACGCAUGGUGCCGAAGCUCUUAACACGGGCGGUGCACCACUUACCAGAGACGGAGGGGGCGGCGUACCACCGAACGCUGUUGGUCGUGGCAGCGCGUUAUAAUCUGCGUCGCCAUCCUUCAGUGAACAAAAUAUUUCUUGACUCCGCCAGGCACAUGGAGAAUAUCACUGAGCGAGACCUCCUCGCAAUCCUGCAGGCUGCUGUGGAUCUUGGCAUUUCUGUCAAUACACCCGGGUUGGCAGAGCUUUUGAAGAAGGCAGAAUCCAUUGUGGAGACGGUGGAUAUUCGAAACAUUGACGCUUUCAUGGACAUACUCUCCGUGCUUCCCAUCGACACUGGUGCCAUCAUGGCGAAAGUGAUGCAGCGCCUCGCCGUAGAUGCAGGCAAACUGUCGAUACCGCAGGUGGUUUUUACUCUCGACCUUAUCUCCAGUUAUCCGCCUGCGAAGGGCGACCCGUGUAUCGCGGCGUUGGUGUUUGCUGCUUCCCUUCGCGCUGAUUCUUUUGAUGGGGAGGGGUUAGAACAAGUGGUGCUAAACCUGGCGCAGCUGCAGCAAUUCUCCGAUGACUUCUACGUCCUGGUGUCAGUUCUGCAGAAUAAUAAAGGUGGUUUCCGAAGCUUCGACAGGUUGGCCAGCCUGAUGAAGUGCUGCACACAAGAGGUUGUGACGGAUGUGAGGGGACAGGACAUGAUCACAAAGGGGAUUCUCGGGUUGGCACCCACCAUGAACGAUGAGGAACUUGCUGAAUCCCGCAAGAUGCUCUCGCGGAUUGGCGUGAAUGACAAGAACGUCCAUCAGAUGAUCUUCCGUCGCGCUAAACAGCUCCAGCGAGAGUCUGGGGGUCGCUGGGCCAAGCGUGGCCAUAACACCUCCGAUGACUUUGUCUAG
Trypanosoma grayi is the source of this 1749-nucleotide messenger RNA. RefSeq lists its product as hypothetical. The transcript has a single exon. Lineage: Eukaryota; Euglenozoa; Kinetoplastea; Trypanosomatida; Trypanosomatidae. The record is from RefSeq and is a predicted model, not a curated record. Bases 1 to 1749 code for a protein of 582 amino acids.